Patiria miniata (bat star) is the source of this 5080-nucleotide messenger RNA. RefSeq lists its product as uncharacterized. NCBI's taxonomy places the organism in Eukaryota, Metazoa, Echinodermata, Asteroidea, Valvatida, Asterinidae. The transcript is spliced from 17 exons. The record is from RefSeq and is a predicted model, not a curated record. Bases 110 to 4246 code for a protein of 1378 amino acids. Gene Ontology annotation, molecular function: protein dimerization activity.
CUGCACUCGGCAAGCUAGCGCGGCGGGAUAUCAGCUCAGCAUGCAGUAUCGUCACAUUUUUUCAUGGAAUUUUGCUGUUGAAAUGAACUUCGUUUGCUGAUCCCAUGUGAUGGAAUUUCAACACAGAGUUACUGCGGAGCACCAUGUCUCUGGUCACACAUGGUCAAAGGUUAACUCAGAUGAGAUCCUCACUGCUUCCCCUUCCUCAACCAACUCCUCACCGGCACUGACUCCUCGCAAGUGGUCUCACAAGAAAUUUGGUCAUAGGAAGAGACCAGCAGUCCCCGAGUUGCCAACCUUACGCCCGCGACGUCACACAGCAACACAAAGCACCCCCUCAUUGACAGAAACUGCAGAGCCCGGGAGCGCGACCGGUCCGUCGCCGCGCAAGGAAGAAAAGAAGAAAAAGAGGCGAGCGUCUGAUGCCAAGUGGCGCUCCAAUCUUUCAGUUUGCUUCAAGCAUCUGGAGACCAAGGUGCUUCGUGCCAGAAGCUGUUCCAAAACUCGGCUCUCAAAGGAGAUGAUUGUGCAGAAGACUGUGCAAAAAGUACAGUACUUAGAAUCUAUCUUUAUGUUAUUGAAUCAAGCGGAUAAGAAAGGUAAAAAGUGUGAAUUUUCACCAGUGCGAGGGCUUCAAAGUCUGCAGUCGGCCCGCAGAGAGUUUGCUAACAGGUCCUACUACAGAAACAUACAGAAAGCACAAGGAAGAAGCAGUACAAAUACGGCCGUUGAGAAUCCAGAUCCAAAACCAAGCCUGCAAGAGGGUGUUGUGCCAGAGAAUAGCAGAACCAACAGUGAGCAGUUAGUUCCUCCCUCUGUGACAAUAACAGCAGGUCAAGUAAUGAAAGAGAAGUCAAGGGGGAACAAAUCAAGUUCCCACGCAAGCAGAACUGCAACAAAGCAAAAAGCAGCCCAGCAAGACAGAGCUGUCCCAUCCACCCCGACCAAAUCUCUCAUCUGUGAGGAGCAAGACCUGGAUCCCGAGGACCCAUCUCCUAAGACUCCCAAGUUUAAUACCAAGGAUCCCACAAAGGGUGGCUUCAGUGGACACAUCUCACAAUUCCAAGUGAUGACAUCGCCAAGGCGCAAAGCGCCAAGCAAUACAGCCCAGAUCCCAAGUCAGAGCCCAGUCAGAAGUGGCAGAAAGGGCAUUCCGACCACGCCUUCACUCUACAGCCCAGAUAAACCCCAAGCAUGGAGUCCACUAAAUUACAAAAAGGCUGAUGUCGGGCAAGUGGGUUCAAAGAGUAGCCGUUCUGCAAGUCCGGCCAGGAAGAAUGGAGGAGCUGAUCCCCACCGAUCACCGAACAACCUGGUCGUUACAAGUCCAGCCAAAAGUCCGGCCGCAAAGUAUGACCGAGUUGCUCCUCACUGGCCAGCUUACUGGAGUCCAGCUAAAAGUCCAGCAGAGAGCCCAGUCGCUAGCUCUGGGCUCGCAAGCCCCUGCCGAGUCCCAUGUUGGAGCCCGCCGCGAACACCAAACGCUAGUCCAGCGACAAGACGUGGCAGUGUGGCACUGUCAUACCGGCCAUCAAAUUGGAGUCCGGCUGGUAAAGUGGCCAGCAAGAAUGCUUUUGGCUACCAGCCACAGUAUAGUCCUGGACACAGCCCAGUUGUUCACCAAGUAAUGGCUGAUUUCAUCCGACCACUGGCAUCGUGCCCAACCAGAGCUUCGGCCUAUGCUUUGGCCACUAGUCCAGGGAGAAGCUACGGAAGCAUUGAUCUUGUGAGCUCAUCUGAUCUCGUCAUGACUUCACCAUCCAAACGAUACAAGAUUGUCGGGAAGUCCAUCAUGAGCUUGGGAGAUGCUGAGCCUGGAACAUGGGAGAUCCCACCAUUUCCCAGCUCUGAUGUCGCGGGCAGAUCAACACCGGACUUGACAUGUCAAGAAGAGAUCCUGUCUUGGAGAGAAGAAAACAAAUCCAAGAAUCUCACCCCUUACACCACGCCCAGCUCCAACCGUUUCCCCCUUUCCUCCACCUCCCAACCUCCCUCUGUUCCCCCCAAGAAGCGUCCCGCCACCUGGUCAGCCAAGUUUGUCAAUGACGUCAGGCAGUCUCAAUCUAGCCUUGUCACCACGCAGACGAAGAGCAAGCGAUGCAAGAGGCUGUUUUAUGAUGAGAUUGGGGAGAGAGCUGCAGGAGAGUCAAACUCUAAGAAACAGAAGUUCCAAGAGGCAAGCAUCAGUAUGGACGGCAGUGACAUAAAGAAGAAGGGACCAAGGAGAAAGUACCACAAGCGAGCCACCGCAGCCCGUAUCAGACCCUGGGAUCCUGUCAAUAGCAAAGUCUCCAGUCCAGUCUGUGGAAUCACAAGGCAGCAAAACAAUUUGAGCAAAUCCAAAUCGUCCCCCUCAUCCACUGCUUCGAGUGCUGAGCCAUCACCCCAGCAAAGACCCAAAACCAAGCUCUGCGGACAAAACAAACCCAGCAGAAGAAAGUCUCGGAAGCCCAGGAAAAUUGUCCGUGGAGGACUGCGGAUCGUCAUCAAAGAGGAACACAAAGCAGAUCUGGAGUUGGGCGUGGAGGAAAUCAUAGACGUGGAUGAGGUUGACCCUGACUGCCUGACAAAAGAAUUCCGCAAGACAUCCAAUAAUAGACAGCUCUUUUCCGAAAAAAGCAACUACGUACAUGUAGACCAAGACAGCAGCCAAGGCAGUCUGCUGCUCAGUGAGAUUCCCCAACUGCCAGAUGAAAUCAUCGCACCGUUACUCCUGUCUGGUGAUUCUGAACAGUGCUUCCUAGAAGAUUCAGAACUAGAGAGGACACUUCAACCAGAGAUGUAUGCAACCUCAGCAAACGCAAACCGCCUCAAAACGACCAAAUCAGAUGAUGAGAUAGUCCUGACAAUCUUGGAUUUAGAGGAGGAAUCCAGGACCAGCGCCUCAACUCGCAGCUCGCCAGACUCUGUCAGUACUCAGCACUCUGAUCCCACCGCUGCCACCGAUUUUGUCAGUGUCCUAGACCAAGAAGGGUUUUCUGAUCAACUGCAAGGAGCUCUCUUGGAGGCAUAUCGGCUCAUGAGCGCUGAAGCAGGUACUUCUGGCUGUCCACCCACGGUGAUUCUAAGCCCAGUCAGGCUGUCUAAGCUGGGAAGUCUGAACAGAGAGCUGAGCCCACAGAAGACCUUCUACCUUGUCAGCCCGGUCAAACAGGAGAAGCAAAAUCUGGGAACUGAUGCCAAGGAAAGAGGGUAUCUGGGAGAGCACGGUGAAGACAACAUCACUGAAUCCAUGGCUCGCUUUGCAUCCAGUGCCCUGAGCGGUCAGUCCCUGGAUUCUUACAACCAACAACCCAAGACCAAUCAUGAUGUUUCAGAAGCCAUUUACAGCGACAACGAGAAAGUCUAUCGUGGAGCCACCCAGGCCCUCCUCAAUGGCCAACUCGUUAGCAAGACUGCGUCUUCUCUGAAAGCCAGCUCCUACCAAGCCCAAACAACACUGAUCUGCGUCGAUUCUGGAACCCCUACCAAGAACCAGUCCAAGUUGCCUUACUCAGUACCUGCAACGGCUACAACAGGACUGGAAUUUGUCAUCAAGAAACCAGAGACUUCUAAUUCCGCUUCUGACACCAAUAUAAAUGUUGGAUCUCCCUACGUAAGCACGUCACCUUCAACAUCUACUCUUUCAACACCAAGAGGGUACAUGAAUCUCAGUCAUUUAUCUCAGAGCUCAGCAGAGCAUUCAUUAUCACCUGAGCUACCCAAAGAAGCUUACAGUUUGCCAAUCAUCAAGCAAGAGCAGUGGGACUGGACCGACCCACCGACCAUAGAUCUUCAAGCUGACGAAUCACUAGAUGAUCUAAUGAGUGAAGAUCUGCUGGCCAGGUACUGCCACACCUACGACUGUCUGGGCGUGGACUUAGCUGCACAGAACAGCGUUGGGGAAGGACUGAUUGAAGUUCCUGACUGGCAGCCUGAGAAGAAUGUUGGCAGCCAGUCCUCCAAUGGUGAUUUCUCAUCGUCUAUGUCCUCAUCAUCAUCACUGUCAUCCUCGCUGUCGCCCUUGGUAACUGGCCGCAUCUCCCAUGGGUCUGCAACAUCUGACAGCAUGCAAAGCGCGGAGUGCCAGGUAGUUCCUAAUCUGUCCGCUGACGACAAUGGGACUGUCGGCUCCGAGUCGGACACCAGGGAAGGCGAAUUGACAGGGAACCAGUUUGGCUUCCAGAGACAGGAAGUAAAAUCUGAGAUUGAGGACUCCCCGGGAAAGAGUUUACAGAUGUUCCACUGCUGGCUUGUCAAUCAGUAAUUCUCAUCAAGAGUUUCCAUCCGCCAAGCAAGGGUAGCCUUUCAACUUUUGUGAAGUAUUUUGAAAAGGGUUCCUUCCUUUAGUGUUGAAAAACCUUGUUCCAAAUUGGAUUGUUUCACAACUUUUUCUGAAUAUUUUGAUUUUAAAUAAGCUUUAAAACCAUGCUUUUAAUUUUGACAUUGUUUGCAUUUUAGACAUGUUCUAAUUGUUGGAAACUUUUAAGUUGAUUGCAUUGUUUAGGAAUUUGUGAACUUUAAAUCAAGCUUUGAUGUUGAUAUCUGGAAUGUACAUGUUUAAAGACACAGGAAUCCUGACCCUUUUUACCCUUCAAAAUCCAAUAAACACAUUAAGAAUUUGAAGGAUUUUGCAGGAUUAUGGAAGGCUUACCUCAGCAAAUUUAACUUUGCAUUCAGGGGGCUUGAUGCACUGUGAAAGUCCUAUUACAGAAAAUACGACAUUAGUUUUAAAGGAUUUUAGCCUAGUGAGUUAGCACAAGUGUGCAUCCUAGAGAAAUAUACGAAUAUUUCUCUGUUGAAAAGGUUACUGUAUUAUUUUUUAAAUAAAUCAGUCAAACAAUUCUCCAAAUGUAGAAAUGUUGUUGAUAAUUACCAAGAAAUAAUGAUAUGUAUAUGUUGGGCCAUUAUGAAAGAAAUGUGUUCUGUACAAUGUUAAUGACAAUCAAGACAUUACUAUACAUGUUGGAAUGUUGUUUUAGAAAUGUUGUACAGCGUUAUUUUUCGACAACAUGAUGUUGAAAACAAUUGACUUGUUUGUUAACUUAUUGCAUUAUGAAGAAGUAAAAUAAAACAGUUUGCAGAACAAUGUUGUUUUUCA